AAGAAUUGCUGGCAGAUCUAAAGUUAGCCCUAGAGGGAUUUACGGUCAGCCACAUGGCCAAGCAACCAUCGCCUUAUCUAAUUUCCAGGGUCCUGUUUCAGUUGGUGGAUCUCACGCACGCACAGUCAUGUACACAAGCUAGCAAUUUCAACCAGCGUCAAUGUCAAGCUGCACGUACUUCCGUGCGCCAGUGGAUCGACGCAGGGCAACGGAAGCCAAAAUCCACGUCGUUGGAAACUUCAAGGGAUCCUCUUAGGUCUUGGAGAGUGGGCUCGCCCUAAAUCUAUAUGUAAGUCAGUAGCUUGGGCAGCUUGGGGUUCACUAUCUGCGAGGCUCCGGAGAGAUGCAUGAUUCCAUGCAGCUUUGUAUUAUCUUCGUCCUGUUCCAUGCCCCUCCCUCCCAAUCUCCCGCGCAUCGAGGAGCACAUGAAUCUCGUGCUAUCGUUGCUGUCGGGUUGAUUCCCAACGGAGUGGCUUAUUGUGGAUAGCGUAACGAGGUGACGGCAUGCUGUGAGAGAGAGCCUCAAUGCUCACUGCAAUGCUGUGCCAUGCCCAUGCUAUGCAUUGCAUUCAUCCAUCCAUCCAUCCAUCAUCCAUCCAUCCGCGAUAAUUAGACGUAGCCUCUAGGUAUGGCACGUGAAAUCGUAUCAACUCCAUUCCAAAUCAGACUGGUGAAUACACCUGGUAUUCGUGGAAUAACCACCUUCCAGGUCUGCAGCGCGCGGUUCGAAGGCAAGACAAUUCGAAACACGGCCGUGAUCAAAUGCAUCAAUACAUUACUACGACGACGUUUAACUACCGUAUGUAACUAAAACAUCCUAGUCAGCUUUACUUGGUCACGAAUAGCUAUCCUAUCCGGUAACACUACGGAUACUCAAAUCCAGUCCGUCUAGGACAGAAAGUUAAUCCAAAUUGAUGGUGUCACCCUCUCGGGAAAAACCC
Molecule: messenger RNA, 941 nt
Organism: Daldinia decipiens
Lineage: Eukaryota; Fungi; Ascomycota; Sordariomycetes; Xylariales; Hypoxylaceae
Exons: 2
Coding region: 54-281 (75 amino acids)
Source: RefSeq, a predicted model, not a curated record